Molecule: messenger RNA, 4294 nt
Organism: Klebsormidium nitens
Lineage: Eukaryota; Viridiplantae; Streptophyta; Klebsormidiophyceae; Klebsormidiales; Klebsormidiaceae
Source: the annotation of a GenBank genome assembly
UUUGCGCCAGAGAACAGCUCGCCAUGGCUGCUCAUUCUGCAAACUUGCAAGCAGAAUCGGGCCCAUUUACUAAGUAAUACUAGUAUUAUUUAUAGGUAGGUAGCCUUGUAACCUAAGAGAGGGGGCUGGUUCCGAAGGAAGAGCUUUGUAAGACCUUUGCGGCAGCUUUGUGCUCUCUCCUCUGACAAUGCUGGUCGAAGAAGCGGAGAAAACGGGUUUGUGGCAGUGGGUUUCGAAGAAGGUCAAAUUGACCCUGAAGCAACUUCAUCUUGCACUUUGAAAGCCAACAUGCUUGACCACAAGGCCUAAACUGAGCAUUGGAGCAAGAGCCUUCACACCGUGAUGGAUAAUCACGAGACAGCGCUUCCAACUUGCAAUGCUGCCGUGGCAUCUGAAUGUGACACAUGCCAAAGUCCAGAAGGCUUCAAAGGGUUUGAGACGCCCCCGCUUUCAGCUGCCGCACUCUCGCAGCCCCUAGAAGCCUUGCGCUUCCACCCCUUUGCAACAAGAACCUCUGCACUGACAGCCAGCAAGGCGGCUGGCGCAGAGUCCUCUUCAGAGGUGUCCACUGCUGAAUCUUUGGAACAGGCCUCUACGCACUCACUCCUCCAGACUAGCUCGGUUCACGGCCUGAAACGCCUCCGUUCCAUCACCUUCUUUGGAAACGUGGAAAAUGAGGCGACAGAGCAGAGCCCGACCAAGCGCUUCAGCCCCCAGGGUUUGGAGGUGCAGGGUUUGGAGGGGUUAGAGCCUCAGGGUUUGGAGGUUUCGGAACGUCCGUACUUUGACGGUUUGGAGAUUCAGGUUCCGGCAGGCUUGGCUUCUCAUGCUUUACAAGUGGAGGUCGGCAGUCCCGGAAGCUGGGCCACAGAAACAGGGUUUGAGGGAUUGGAGGCUUUCGACAAUGGGUUGGAGACAGCUUCACCACGUUCGCUGGGGGGGUUUGAGGGGUUUGGGAACGGGAUUGAGACGCUGCCAGGUGUGGUUUCCGGGGCUGGGUUUGAUCUGUACUCGCCCGCAACGGAGGUGGCCCCCGAAAGCAGUGCCCUGGGUAGCGACUUUGAUCUGGUGGGAGCGGAAGGGUUCGAUGUCUCGCCCGAGGUCCUGUUUGCCAGAGCGAACCACGCAGAUCUGGCAGGGACUCAACGGAAACUUUUCAGAGAAAGCGGGCCUUGUCGAGAGUGCGCUUCAGGUGCAGAGGUCCUAGAAGUGAUCGUCGUGUUGCGGGAGAUGGGGGUUCUAUCGGAUGGUGGCACACCGGCAGCUGAGCCCCUGGCGGGGUCGCUCGACGACCUUGCGAGUGGGGACUUCGUCAGUGCACUCGGGAACGAGCUCUCCGAGUGCUCGGAGUCUGCCGAGAGCGUCGACUUGGAGCGUGGGUUAGGGUUUCAGGAUGGGGGUUUAGGGUCCGGGUUAGAGGAGCUGGAGCAAGUCACAGGGGGGCAGGAGGAGCAAGCCCGGCGGAUGGAGCGCAUUGAAGCAUUGCUCGCGCAGGAAGUUGUGCGAGAAGCGGAGUUGAUCGAGGCCCGCAUUGCGCUGGAGGGAGUAGCGGGAAUGACGUCAGUCCCGCAGCGUGUCGACAUCGCGACCUGGCUGCAGGGCCUGCGACGGGGCCACGUUUCCCGAGCAGGGGUAGCGGCGGCAGAAAGCGGGGUUAGGGAGAAUGGGUUAGGGGUGGGUUUGGUGGAAGACGGGCUGGCGGAAGAGGCAGACUUCAGUGAGGUCGGGAGUUCGAUUGGUAACACGAGCAUGGCUGUCUUCAGGGGGGACUUGAACAGCCAUUUGGGAAGCGUUUUGGGUGAGGACGACGAGGGUUUGGAGGGGUUAGAGGGCCGGGUUGCAGGCGGUCUAGAUGGCGAAACCAUGGGCCCAAUUCCGGAAAAUGUGGGAGGGGGAGAUCUUGUGGGGUUCGAGUUGGCGCCGACUGGUGGGGUGGAGGAGAGAGGUGGUAGAGAGUGGGUUUGGGACGGCUCCGACAGGGUUAGGCACGGUUUGAACGAGGUUAGGGUGGGUUUGGACGGCGUGACGAGGAGGCGCCGCACACGGGAAGAAGAAGAAUUGCCACUACUGGCGCAUCUGUCCCCCAGAAGCGAAGGUGGUGUCUCCGCAGCGCUCGACUCGUACCCCCAGCUGUACUACAUGGACCAACUGGAAGACGGUGCCGCCUCAGAACAAAUCGACCACAUCCUGACCGGUAACUGGAACCCUAGGCAAGCCCUGCGCAUGUUAGCCGACACCCAAAUGGAUGAUGUGGCGGAUGACGUGGCGGAGGUCAACCUGACGGAACUAGAGUGGACCGCUUUCUUGCGGGAGGCGCUGCUGGGGGCGUGGCGGCGGGAGGGUGCGAACGGUGGGUUGGAACAGGGUUUGGGCGGUGUGGCAGGGGGUUUAGAAGAGGGUUUAGGGGCGGAACAGGUGGGUUUGGAAGCAGACUUGGGACGACGGACUCCGGGGGGUUUGCAAGAGGGUUUGGAACGGGGUUUAGGGCUGCCCAACGACGAAACCCUGCGACAGUUCAGCCUGCUAAACCCAGCGGAAAUGGUCGCCGCGCUGGCCGACCCUCGCCUCGUUGCGCGUCUCGAGACGCGGGCCGAGAGGGGGCUGUUCAUUCAGGGCACGCGCGUGCCGCUCCUCGAACGGACGUUCCUAGGGGGCCUGGAGAACGAUGACGUCAUCCUGAGCGAGAGCGACACCGAGUCGGAGGCCGAGGAGAGCGAGGUCGCGCUGGAUGACGUCAGCGAGGUGGGGUGCGACGUCAUCGACGAUCUGGACUCAUACGGGGCGUUCUGCACAGCAGGGGGUGCUUUGACGGGGCCAGACGGCCCCCCCACGGAGACGAAUUUGGAAUCAGGGGGCCGUUCGAGCGCCCAAACGGACCCCCCCCAGGACUGCUCGAUUUGCUACCGGCCGCUGGAGGCGGAGCCCGUGCUGGCGCUGAAGUGCGGACACGAGUAUCACGGGACGUGCGUCAAGAAGUGGCUGAAGUCCGGGGCGCCGAACGCGCUAUCGUGCCCGUUCUGUCGGGGCAAAAUCCGACGGACGCCAGCUCUGGAGGAGCUUCUUCCAGCCAACGGCGCUGCCGCCCGUCUUCCCCGCAGCCCCAGCGAGGCGACCAUUGACCUGCACGACGACCGGAAUCUGGACGCCGACGAAUUGCUGCACGAAGUGCGCCAGUGGCCGGAUGCGGAGCGGCUGAUUGUCAGCGGAAUCGGCGUCGAAACGGUUUUGCAGGUUCUGGAGGAAGCCCAAGCCGAGAUCCGCAUCAUCGAACUUUACGGCACCGGGGAAGACCGCGUGGCUGAGGAGGAGCGCUUUUGGUACCGCAUGAGGGGCGACGCGCUGCCGCCCCUGCCCAGCGACCCCACUCUCAGCACAGCACGGGGCUGUGCUGCGGUGCAACGGCUGCUCCUCCACAACGGCGAGAUGCGCAGCGGGUCAAUGGCCAACCCCCUCGGGUCACCGGUUAACCCGGGCGAGGCAACCUUCACUGCCUUUGUGCAGCGCGUCUUUGGGCAGCUCCCGAACUUGGUCGACUUUUCCGCCCCCGCAUGCGGACCGGAUCUGCGCCCCGCAGGCCUGGCGUGGCUCGUCGAGUGCUGUCCAAAGUUAAGAAUCCUCCGCUUGGGAUGGUGCUCCUUCCCUGACUUGGGCGUUGGCAUUGGCCCCGUGGCCGAAGCCCUUGGGCGGCAACUAGAGGAGCUCGAAAUCCUAGGCCCCUUCUUAAAUCUAGACUCCUUGAACGCCCUGGUGCUGCAUUGCCGACGGUUGAGGGUCUUGAAUAUAAGCCGGGGACAUCACGGGGGCCGAAAUUGGCAACCCGGCAUUGACUUGGGGGAGACGGUGGAUGCGGAGCAUACCGAGGAGUACGACGAGGCGUUCGGUAGACUCGCCCAGCUGAAUCCCCUCUUACGAAUUGAGGUGGCGCAAGGUAGUCAAGAGUAUCUGUCGUUUUGAGGAGGGGUUGUUGCUGGGGGUCUGAGCGAGUAGGGUGUUGCAAGUAGUAGUCCAUCUGUGAAUCUUGACAAAUGCACCCUUUUAGAAAGAGCUAAAGCGCGCUGCCUGAAUAGUCAAUGCCAGGUCACAUAGGUACAAGCCUCGGACAAAUACUUUGGAGACGUCUAUAUUCGCGAUAUUGCACUUAGUCUUCUAUAUACUUUACGUUGGAAAGUUUCAAAGUAGGUAUGCCAAGUCUAUACCGCACAAUCUGCACUAUGGAAGAACUAUAUAAUGGGGCCGGGCGCAGAUGGUCCUAUACGGCGGCCGAAAAGCCGACGGAUCCGAGGUAAUAUGAGGC